AUGGAGUUUGCCUUUGACGUCGUUGGCUUGUUGGGUGCUCCAAUCGGGCACGAUGGGCCGUUUGUGGGGUUCGUCGAUGAGAGCCGCCUGCGAGCUGACAGCAGUGGAAUGUUGUCCUGCGUGCUCGAGGAGAUGGGAAAGCGGUCGGCAGCCGCACAAGGCUUGCGAAAGCCCGUGACGUCUGGUGCCUUUUUGGGGGAUCAGCGUGUGUACCUUCUCGCCGAGGGGAGAAGAGCCCUCGGUGUGCUGAAGGUUGGCCAGAAGCGGCUCUUUGUUGAGGCUCCUUUCAGAAGUUGCGAUUUCGCAGAUGUGCGGAACAUCUUCCAGGAGAUUGAACCUUUGUGCACCCUGGACUUCUACGUGCAUGAGAAGUGCCAACGUGCCGGCUUCGGCCAUCAGCUCUUCAAUGUCAUGCUUCAGCGUGAAGAGAUCUCCCCAGAGAAGAUGGGCUACGACCGGCCGUCUCCGAAGUUCUUGGCCUUUUUGCGGAAGCACUACGGGCUCUGCAAGCACAAGCCCCAAAACAACAACUUUGUGGUCUUCGAUGCCUUUUGGGAUGAUGGCUCCAAGCUCGAUAGAGGUCGUCCCAUGGAUCCUCUUGGCACUUGUAGGCAGAGCGCAGGCGACAGACUCGACAGACCGAGAUUAGUUUCACAGCCUUCAGUUGGAAGAGGUGUGAGCGGACAGAGGGACCUCUUUUCUGGGCCAGCACUUGACCACCAACAGCACCGCCGAACGGCCGCGCCGAUCUUCUAG
This is a messenger RNA of Symbiodinium natans, 756 nucleotides long. NCBI's taxonomy places the organism in Eukaryota, Dinophyceae, Suessiales, Symbiodiniaceae. The record is from the annotation of a GenBank genome assembly.